CAAAGUUUACUGAAUAAAAUACAAGUUGCUUCACUGGGAUCCAUGCGCCGAAUUACCUAUUCACCGUCCCUCACUUCAUUUUGCCGGGCGACGCUCCAACAAUCGAAUCUGUUGGGUUACACAGUGAGUAGAGUUUAAAUCGUUUUGAUGUGCCAGCGUUUUAUAACAGUCUAACAGUUGAAAUCUAUAUACUUUGGUUUUAUUACUAGUUGUACCGGGUGGAUUCAGUGGACUGGCAAAUUAUUAUAAUCUAUUAUAUUAAAAUGUCGACUUAUUGUUCGGUAGACAGUUGUUUUACAAAGCGUGGAAGUGGUUUAAUGUUUUUUAGAUGUCCGAAAAAUGAAAAUAGGUGCCAACUCUGGAAAAGUAUUUUGGGAUUUACUGGCGAACAUAGAUAUGCCGAUCUUACUCCGGAACAAUGUUAUAAAAGAGUUAAUAUCUGUAGCUUGCAUUUUGCGGAGAGCAGUUUUAUGUCCCCUUUAAAUCAACGUCUUAGACCCGACGCAAUUCCUACAUUGUUCCUGACCAGAGCAUCGACAAGCACAGAUAAUUCUAACAUCAUUGCAAGUCACUUAAUAAAGAAGGAAUUCAGUGACGCUUCCGUGCAAACUGACACUCCGAUGCAGGUUAAUGUUUCUGUCCAGACGGCUAUAUGUAAUAAUACAGAUAAGUUCUGUCAAACAUCAAUGAAGAUUUCGGCAAUGACUCCAAGAAAAAUUCAAUUAAGAAAAAAAAUUAAAACUCUGAAAAAGGAAGGCUCUCAAGCAAAAAGAUCCCUGGAAGUAGGAGUUACUUUGGACGAUGUUAAAAAAUUCCUAGAUGACAACUACCCAGCAGAUUCUUGUGCAUUCCUUAAGAGUCAGCUAUCUCUUCUGAACAAGUCUUAAGUAUUAACAAAAGAUUAUCAGAAUCUUAAGACCCCUGAACGUAAUGCUUUAGUUUAUGUUACAGGAUAUUUUUUAAGAAAAUGUUUAGAAAAACAUUCUUGCGAUGUAUGUAUAAGCUUUAGGAAUUCUAAUACGUUAGGUGAAGACGAAACUAAAUUUUGUCAUUUUAAAUCAUACAGUGAAACUAAUUUUGGUAGUAGUUUUUAGUAGUCCCAUUUAAGAAUAUGACUGAUUAUGUUAUUGCGCUGGAGAACAUAUUUACUAGUAAAUUCGAAGAACUAGUUUCAUCAAACCAAUGUUGGAAAUAAACUAAAAAAUCAAUUUUUAGAAGUCAAAUUUAUUCACCACAUUUUUGGGCUGGUUAUGAAUGAAACAAUACGUUUAUUACUUAUAAUGUCUUUGGUAGUGCUAUUAUUAGUCUGACAAAAUAACAAAAACGUCAAAAGGUGUAGUAAUCAAUCAUUUAAAAUUCAAACAUGUCAUUACUUAG
Messenger RNA from Anthonomus grandis grandis, 1377 nucleotides. RefSeq lists its product as uncharacterized. The transcript is spliced from 4 exons. The coding region runs from base 264 to 887 and encodes 207 amino acids. The record is from RefSeq and is a predicted model, not a curated record. Lineage: Eukaryota; Metazoa; Arthropoda; Insecta; Coleoptera; Curculionidae.